AUGCUUCAUUGGAGCCUACCGCCGCUUCUCAGCAGUUUGUUAAUGGUGCUGACCGCCUCAAAUCUGGGCGGCUCACAAACAAGCGCGCCAACAAUCAAGUACACUGCAACUCUUGACGAAAACGCUGUGUGCCUUAGCGAGGUCAAUGCUGCACGUGAGGCUGCUGGGUUGGCAAACUUCAAAGAGGCCCCACAGGAAAACAAAUUAACUGAUCCACAAACAGAACUAGAAGAAGAGUGGAAAAAGGUUUGCACACAUUUGAUUCCAACAGAAGAAACGGGAGGGGCGACUAAGUCAAGCUCAACAAAUCCAUUUAAAGAUGGAACAUAUGCUUUCAAGCCCUUAGAUGACGCAGAGCCCAACUGUAAGGAAACAGUGGAUUACUGGAAGGCAGCCUUCAAAAACUUCACUGGUCUGCCGCCAUCGAAGACUGAAGGCACAGACCUAUACAAAAAGCAAGACAAUGUUUCUUUUGUGGCCCUAUACAAUCCUUCAUCUAACGCCACUGCGGACUGCCGAGUCGUUACUUGCACUCAAACGACUACCUCCGGUUCACUUCCUGCAACCGCGACAAGUGGUGGGGAGGGCGGAACAACGAAAAAUGGCUAUGCAUUGAUUUGCAAGACGAUGCCUACUGCUUUUGCAAAUGACACCUCUGCUCCGUUCACGCAAGAGCAGUGGGACAGAAUUAAAUCUUCUCUCACAGGAUCAGCGUCUAUAGCAGCUCCAAGCCUAGCUGCUCUUUUUAUUGUGGCGUUAGGCAUUACUUCUAUAUGA
Eimeria necatrix is the source of this 777-nucleotide messenger RNA. Its product is annotated as SAG family member. The coding region runs from base 1 to 777 and encodes 258 amino acids. The record is from RefSeq and is a predicted model, not a curated record. The transcript is spliced from 4 exons. NCBI's taxonomy places the organism in Eukaryota, Apicomplexa, Conoidasida, Eucoccidiorida, Eimeriidae.